Molecule: messenger RNA, 3162 nt
Organism: Rhodotorula toruloides NP11
Lineage: Eukaryota; Fungi; Basidiomycota; Microbotryomycetes; Sporidiobolales; Sporidiobolaceae
Exons: 5
Coding region: 1-3162 (1053 amino acids)
Source: RefSeq, a predicted model, not a curated record
AUGUUGUGGAUCGCUCGCCUCCGCUCCCCUCCUCCCCUCACUGACAUCCCGUCCGUCUGGCCUCUCCAGAUCCCGAUGCCGCCCAAGAAGGAGAAGCAGAAGGCGCCGCCUCAACCGCGAAAGUAUGCUUUCGAGACUGAGGCGGACUUUCGCGACGUCGAGGAGGCUAUGAGGGUCACUCGCGACUUCCCUUCCUUUGAGUCGCUACUCGACUCUUUCGUCAGCGGCCCACCAACUGGUGAACAGGCGAAGACGAAGAAUGCCGACGUUCCCUUUCACAAGACGUGCCAGCAACUCCUCGUGCGACACGGCUACAAGAGCAAUUUGCUCAAGAAGGAGGCUCGCCAUACUUGGACGCGGGAGGAGCAGGUCGAGAUUCUCUACACGCACUACCACCCCGAUGAGGCCGACAUCCACUACCGCUUCAAGGAGGGUCCAAGGCUCGACUACCAGCCGGUCGGUGCGACGAACGGGCAGCCCAAGGUUCGCCGGACUCGUGCUGCUCCAACUGGCCCUCUUCACCGCUUCUUCCCUCGUUCGACCCCUGCUUCUAUCGCCUCUUCUUCCCGCGCCCUCGCUGCGGCGACUUCAAGCGGCACCUCGACUUCUAGCACGUCCUCCGGUACGGUCUCGACUCUGCGAGCAGUUCCCGCCCCUCCCUCCAGCACAGCCGGCAGUACGAGCGCAGCCGCGGGAACGGCCGCUCCUGCUCCUGCUCCCGCCCCUAUGAACCGCUUCUCUUUCUUCGACUCGCCAAUGCCUGCCGAUCCGAACAACCAGGGUCCCUCGCCUACUCACCAGUCGCAGGCUCUGCUCCAGCGAAACGAGGCAGCGCGAUUCGCUCACGCUCGCGAGGUCAUGCCGGUGCUUGCGGCCGCCUUCAAGUCGGUCAUGCCCGGACGUGAUCAGGCGCUCACUUCCCUGGCGGGAGAGCUGCUCCUCAAGGCAGCGAGGGAGGGAGUCGAGCGCAGUGCCGCCGACCUCGCGGACCUCUUCGCCUUCCGUUACGCCUCGCACCCUCGCGCGCCCAUCUCCACGACGGAGGCCGCAGCGCUCAUCGCCAAACCGUGGAGCCACAUCGGAGGCGCGGUUGCGUCGGCGUACGGGAACGUCGCGGGCAGGAUCAGCAACACCACCCCGACCUCGUACCUCGAGGUCAUCCAGCUCCUGGACAAGGCGCCCGCUCUUCGCGCCAUCGAGGAGCUUCGCUCGGUCAAGACGCCCCCGGCGCAGGCGCUCGUCGCGAAGCUUGAGGAACUCGUCCGCCUUGGCCGACUCACCCACAUCGGCAAGACGGUCAAGGGCUUGCUCGACCGCGCCCACCACGGAGGCAAGGCGUCGACGGGAGGUGACUUGCGUGCGGUCCUCGGCAUCGGGCGCGGGGUUGGGAUGAAGCAGGUCCCGUCGGUGUUGGAGGCAAUCAAGGCAUUGCAGGGAGGAGGGAGAGUGAGUGACACGGGUGACGAGGAGAUCGUCUCGGAUGGCGAAGAGGAUAGCAAGGCCGACGACGAGCAAGAGGAUCAGAACUCGCGACUCAGCUUGCAGCCAGUCGUCGAGGCUCUCCUCAAGAGCCGCCCCCGAGCCUUCCUCGAACGCAUCUCGCGCCCGAACGCCCCCCAGGUCAUCGUAAUGAGUGGCGAUGGUGCUGUUGUCUCGGUCCGCGUGCCAACAACCGUCCUUGACGACGACCUCGACCCGAAGACUGUCUCGGCCACCGAGUUCUUUGAGGAGUAUCUCUUCGCCCCGACGCUCAACUUCCAGGCGGCUGGGGACAACCUCGUGUUUUCUCCGCUCGAAUCUGUUCGGGAGGUCGCCGUCAGCGUCGGUACCGCCCCGCAGCAGGUCGUCGUCGUCGCCCUCGCACCGCCGACCAGGACCUACGGCGAGGUCGGCCAGGAGCAGGUGUGGACGGGCAUCCACGCUGCGGCCCAGCGCAAGGGUUUCUCAGAGUCUUCGGACAAAGCUUUGGCCGCCGAGACCCUCAAUGUCAUCGACAGGCCGACGGAGGGUUCUGCACAGCCCGCGCUGACAAGGGCGGCCGUCGAAGGCGACAAGGUCAAGAAGAAGGAUGUCGAGAAGUUCGAGAAGAAGGUCAAGGGUCGUAUUGACGGGCUCGACGGCGGCGCGCUCGUCCUCGUUUCGACCACGACCUGGUUCAACGUCCGCUAUGGCUUGCCGACCGACCAGCUCAACAACACCUCAACCGCCCUUGUCUCUCCGUUCCGACUCGUCCUCAUCAAGGGCAGGCCCGCGAUCGCCAUCUCCACCCAGCAGCCAAUGUCGGCAAUAAAGAAGGGCCCGGCCUACGGCAAGAUUGUCGGACCUGUCAUUUCGAGCAUACACGCUCUCGCUCUCAUCGCAGCCAAGCUCAGCCAAGCCGCAAGCUUCGACACGAUGACGCUGCCCGAGCAAGCGACGUUCGUUGCCGGCCUCAACGCCAGGUUCGGCCGCAUGCUCGAAUCGCUCACCGUCCUCGGCACGUCGGCCCGCAUCGGCACGCGCGGUGGCAGCGGUAUCAAGGCGAUGAGCCUCCCCACCCCGUUCAUCCCCGCCCCUCAGGCUGCAACGAGCGGUCCCGGAGCGGCUGUUCAUCUCGCCUUCGCCGUCGAGUCUGGUAACGGGAUGGGGACGGUCCAGCUGAACAACUUAUUUACCGUCACGAAUCCUGAGACGCGGAAGGCUGAGGUCGCUAUCUACGGGGACCGGAUGUGGAUCAGGGUUACGGCACGCCGCGACGGUCACAUCUGGAGGGUCCAGUAUCACCCGUCGUCCGUCUUCAAGUACAACCCGGCCGCCCUCUCGAAUGACGAGAUCCAGAUGCUCAAGGAAUGGUUCGCCGAGCAGGCGGCGAACGGAACAUACCUCCUCCCGAAGAUUUCCCGUUGCAAGAACAAGCCUUCGAGGGUAAUCCUCCUCCGUGGCAUGCUCGGCGCCAACGAGAACCAGCACCCGGAGCUCGUCAACUUGCAUCGCUUCCCCCUCGAGGCACACGGUGGCGGCCAGGUUCCCCUUCAGGCGCCCCCUCUCGACGCUCCUCUCCCCGCCAUCGUCGUCUACGUCAAGGAUCGCGUCAGGCGUCUCGAGGAGGAAGCCAAGACCGCAUCGGCACGCCCUCCACCGCAGGCGGACGACUCGAGGCCUACCAACGUCCGCAGGACUUGA